This is a messenger RNA of Ceratotherium simum simum (southern white rhinoceros), 2904 nucleotides long. The record is from RefSeq and is a predicted model, not a curated record. Lineage: Eukaryota; Metazoa; Chordata; Mammalia; Perissodactyla; Rhinocerotidae.
GAUAGCAGUGGAAGAAGAGGAGGACAAGGCUGUAGAGGAGGAGCCGGAGGUGGAGGUGGAAGAGGACGAGGAUGUGGCAGAGGUGGUGGCAGAGGAGCAGAGUCCAGCGUCGGGGACCCAGGAGCACCUUAGCCUUGGUGGUGACACCAAGUCCCCAGUUCUUCAGGAAGAGGCCCUGCAGGCCUCCCGGGUUCCAACCACACCUGGGGAUGAGGACCUGGAUGAGGACGAGGAGGACGAGGACGAGGACGAGGAUGACGAUUCCUUGACAGCUGGGUCUCAGGGGCUGGUGACUUUUGAAGAUGUGGCUGUGUACUUUACCCUGGAGGAGUGGGAAAGGCUGGACGCAGACCAGCGGGACCUCUACAAGGAAGUCAUGCAGGAGAACUAUGGGAUCCUGGUGUCCUUGGGAUACCCAAUCCCCAAGCCAGACCUGAUCUUCCGGCUGGAACAAGGAGAGGAACCGUGGGUGCCGGAUAGCCCCCGUCCUGAGGAGGGAGACAUUGUCACUGGAGUCUACACAGGGGCCUGGUUCUGGACCGACGACAUAGAGGACCACGAGGAGGAGGACGACGAGGACUUCCUGGCGGAAGUGGCUGAGGAGGAGAAUGAACCCCCCGGGCUGUGGUCCGCAGCCUACGGCGUGGGUGACGUGCCUGGGACGUGGGGCCCCGAUGACUCGGAUUCAGCGCAGACUCCGGAAGGGUGGGGCCCGGACCCUGGCGGCCUCGGGGUUCUGGCGGAGGGUUCCGAGGAAAAGCCCUUCCUGCCGGGCCGGGAGCCGGGCGCAAACCUGCUGGCACCUUGGGCCUUCCCAGCUGCGGCGGCUGCUCCGGACGGGCGCCCUGAGACCACGUGCGACGUGUGCGGCAAAGUGUUCCCGCACCGGUCCCGGCUGGCCAAGCACCAGCGCUACCACGCGGCCGUGAAGCCCUUCGGCUGCGACGAGUGCGGCAAGGGCUUCGUGUACCGCUCGCACCUGGCCAUCCACCAGCGCACGCACACCGGCGAGAAGCCCUUCCCGUGCCCCGACUGCGGCAAGCGCUUCGUCUACAAGUCGCACUUGGUCACGCACCGCCGCAUCCACACGGGCGAGCGGCCCUACCGCUGCGCCUUCUGCGGCGCGGGCUUCGGGCGCCGCUCCUACCUGGUCACGCACCAGCGCACGCACACGGGCGAGCGGCCCUACCCGUGCCCGCACUGCGGCCGCAGCUUCAGCCAGAGCUCGGCGCUCGCGCGGCACCAGGCAGUGCACACGGCUGACCGGCCGCACUGCUGCCCCGACUGCGGCCAGGCCUUCCGCCUCCGCGCCGACUUCCAGCGGCCCUACGCGUGCGGCGAGUGCGGCCGCCGCUUCGGGCAGAGCGCGGCGCUGACGCGGCACCAGUGGGCCCACGCGGAGGAGAAGCCGCACCGCUGCCCCGACUGCGGCAAGGGCUUCGGCCACAGCUCGGACUUCAAGCGGCAUCGGCGCACGCACACGGGCGAGAAGCCUUUCCGCUGCAGCGACUGCGGCCGCGGCUUCGCGCAGCGCUCUAACCUGGCCAAGCACCGGCGCGGCCACACGGGCGAGCGGCCCUUCCCGUGCCCCGAGUGCGGCAAGCGCUUCUCGCAGCGCUCGGUGCUCGUGACGCACCAGCGCACGCACACGGGCGAGCGUCCCUACGCCUGCGCCAACUGCGGCCGCCGCUUCUCGCAGAGCUCGCACCUGCUCACCCACAUGAAGACGCACCGCAGCGCAGCCGGUGUGCCCGGCCCGGCGGCCCCCGCGCCCAAGGCUGAGGCGCCCGCCAAGGGGCCACCGGGCGCAGGCGCGGGCACCGGGCUGGGGGAGCGCGGCAGCACCCUGCUGGAGUUCGCGGGCGGAACGAGCUUCGGCUCCGAGCCGACUGCCGCGUUCGCGGGGCCCUCGAGAGCCUACGAGGAGAGCAUCAUGUGAAGGCCCGAGGCCGACGGAGGCGCAGCCCGCUAGGCCACCGGCCCCUCCUCCGCGCGGCUCGGGCGCCGGCCGCUGCGCGCCCGCCCCUUGCUCCUUUGGCCUCGAGGGGCUGAGGGUCCCAGUCCUGGUGCGGUGCCUUCCCCUCAGCCCCGGCGCACCGCCUCCUGGCCUCGGGCUUCCUUCCUGCCUGACCCCUAGAGCCAGGCCGCCAAGCUCGUAAGGCCGCGUGGAGCGCGAAUAGGAAGAGAGCUGAGCGCCGAGGAGGCGAGGGCAGGGGACGGCCGCCCCGACAAAGACUGCGACGUCCCUGGGUUUAUGCUGUGAAGCCGAGCGGUAGGGGUGGCAAGCGAUGUUAUUUAUUUUAUUCGGAAUUCGAUUUGGGUGGCCCGGGGAAAGGUGGCUUAUGAGUUUGUAAUGGGGUUUUACAGUGAGGGAGGGGAAGCCCUUGUGUCAAGGGGAGGGUGGGGUUGUCGAGGGCAGAGCAUGUGGCUGUUCCCGGUGGGUUUGGCAGAUGACUUCUUUCCAUUCCUCAGUCGGAGGCUUCAGAGACCUUCUGGUCAUUUGAGUAUGUCCGGAAAGUUCUAAGUACUGCGUACGUGUCAAGGGGAAGCCUUGAGGGUUUUCGAAGGACAACAUUCCUCCCUAACCCAGGGGGAUGGGUAUUGAACUGGGAAAGCUUUUAUUCUGUCGAUUGUGGAUAUUUAUUUCCAUCUCGCGUAUAGCCUGAGGAAUCUGGGAGGAGGAGAAAAAGCCAGAAACUAAAUUUGUGGCCCGGGGUGGAUGGGUUGCAGGUGUUGGAAGGGUCCCAAGGGAGCUUGGAGCCUUAUUCUCGGGGGUUGCUCACUCUCCUCACCCCACUUGAGCACCGAUAUCAGCCAGGUGCUAGUCACGCUGGGUUAGUUGUAGUCUCAGCCUCUCUUGAGUCUUUUGGUAUUCUCAUCCGGGGCAGCUGGAGGUGGCAUACU